UGGCAUCGGGACCGGAGGGGACACAGCGGUGGCAUCAGGACGGGAGGGGACACACCGGGGUCCGUCCCCGGGACCCUCCGUUCCCCGCGCUCCGGUGCGCUCCGGCUCCGGCCGCAUUCCUGCCGAGCCGCCCCCGCCGCGGCGGGAAUGCGGCCGCACAAAGGGCGCCGUGUCCCGGCCCCCCCGCCCGCGCCCCCCUCCUCGCCCAUGGCCACACUCAAUGUCCCCUUUGAGCUCCGGCUGCCCGGUGCCCCCACCUGCCCGGCGCCCAUUGGCCCGAGGCCGCGGCUCCGCGGGCAUCGCCCGGUGCCGCCGGCUCUUAAACCUCGGCCCCCGGCCCCCGGCACCCUCCGGCCCGUCGCUCAGCCCUCCAUGCGGCUCGGAGCCGGCCGGUGACAGCAGCCACCAUGUCGCAGGGUGCCGAGGGCAGCGGGUGCCUCCUCCUCCUCGCCGGGCUGCUCGCGGUGCUGGGGCCGUCCCCGACAUCCUCCAUCCACGUGUACACGCAGCGGGAGGUUUACGGCACCGUGGGCUCCCCCGUCACCCUCUCCUGCAGCUUCUGGUCCAGCGAGUGGAUCUCUGAGGACAUCUCCAUCACCUGGCACUUCCAGGCCGAGGGCACCCGUGACAGCACCUCCAUAUUCCACUACGCCAAAGGCCAGCCCUACAUCGAUGACGUGGGCACCUUCAAGGAGCGGAUGGAGUGGGUGGGCAACCCCCGCCGCAAGGACGGCUCCAUUGUCAUCCACAACCUGGACUACACCGACAAUGGCACCUUCACCUGCGACGUCAAGAACCCUCCUGACAUCGUGGGCAAGUCCUCCCAGGUCACGCUCUACGUCUUUGAGAAAGUGCCCACCCGCUAUGGUGUGGUGCUGGGCUCCAUCAUCGGCGGGGCCCUGCUGCUGGUGGCCGUGGUCGUGGCCUUGGUCUAUCUCAUCCGCUACUGCUGGCUGCGGCGGCAGGUGGCCCUGCAGCGACGGCUGAGCGCCAUGGAGAAGGGGAAGCUGCAGCGAUCGGCCAAGGACGCGUCCAAGCGCAGCCGGCAGGCACCGGUGCUCUACGCCAUGCUGGACCACAGCCGCGGCACCAAAGCGGCCAGCGAGAAGAAACCCAAGGGAGCCCCCGGGGACUCCCGCAAGGAUAAGAAAUAGCGGUUAGCGGGCAGGGAAGGUACCGCGGGGGCGGCCGCCGGGGCCCCCCGGCCCCCCAAAGUCGUCAUGACCAUCGAGAUGGAGCUGCGGGGGGAGGGCCCCGAGGCUGCGCGCCCCCCGCCCGCCGUCCGCUCCCCCAGCAGGGGCAGCCUCAAGAGCGCCCUGAUGAACAUCAUCAAGCCCAAUGCCGAGACAUGACGGGGUGCGGCCCCCCCCGGCUCCGGGAAGUAGCCGCCCCGGGGUGGGGGACACGGCGAGGAGCGGGGUGUGGUCCUCGCCCCGUGUCCCCUCCACCUCGGGGACACCCCGGUGUCCCCCCGCCCCGUCCCGAAGCCCCUCGGUCGGUACCUUCCUCUGCGCAACCGCUGCCCUGCCCAGCCCGGGCUCUGAUGUAAUUUUUCUGUUCGAAGAUGCAAACACUGAAUUUUGAGUCUGCCCCCUCCCCAAGAUGCCUCGGUUCCCCCUCCCCAGGGACCUGCAGGGUCCCCGUGGGACCGAGCUGCCCCAGUCCCUUCCUAGUGUCCCCCCCCCAAAACCAAUCUCCGGGAGGGUUUUUCUCUGCCCACGUCGUUGCUCCUUUUCUGGCCGUUUUCUCGUCUCUCCCCACGACCGAGCCCAAAUGACGUCAUGGGGUGGCCCCCCGCCCCGUCCCCUCCGUCCCCCUCCCGUCCCCCAUUAACCCUCCCGCCCCGUAACCCCCGGCCCCCCCCACGUCGACCGAAGCCUCGUGGAGGAGGAGAAGCUGCGGCCCGGCUGGGGGACCCCAGGUGCCCGUCACCCGGUGCCCGUUUUUCUAUGUCCCGUCCGUGUCCCCACGGCACCGUUAAUAAAACUCACAUCUCCAGGA
Molecule: messenger RNA, 2001 nt
Organism: Columba livia (rock pigeon)
Lineage: Eukaryota; Metazoa; Chordata; Aves; Columbiformes; Columbidae
Gene: MPZ
Product: myelin protein zero
Exons: 6
Biological process (GO): myelination
Cellular component (GO): plasma membrane
Source: RefSeq, a predicted model, not a curated record